Scatophagus argus is the source of this 3812-nucleotide messenger RNA. It is a transcript of the gene stx10, whose product is annotated as syntaxin-10. The transcript has 9 exons. Gene Ontology annotation, cellular component: membrane. Gene Ontology annotation, biological process: Golgi vesicle transport. NCBI's taxonomy places the organism in Eukaryota, Metazoa, Chordata, Actinopteri, Scatophagidae. The coding region runs from base 113 to 856 and encodes 247 amino acids. The record is from RefSeq and is a predicted model, not a curated record.
AUGUGUGUAACACUUAAAUAACUACACAGAUGAUUGGUUCAGUGCCAGUGGACACCGAUUGAGGCUGCCCGUGAAGUGCGCAUGCGCCGGGGGCGAAGCGGAAGAAAGCGACAUGUCGAUAGAAGACCCAUUUUUCGUUGUGAAGGGGGAGGUGCAGAAGGCCCUCUCUCGUGCUCGGGGCCUGUAUGAUAGAUGGGAGGAGCUGCUGCAGGAUGGAACACAGGUAAGUCGCGAUGAGCUCGACUGGAGUACCAAUGAACUGAGGAACUGUCUGAGGGCCAUAGACUGGGACCUGGAGGAUCUCAGUGAGACCAUCAAUAUUGUGGAGUCGAACCCGGGGAAGUUCAGGCUGGGAGAAAGUGAACUUCAGGAGAGGAAAGACUUUGUGGAGCGAACCAGGACGUCCAUCCAGGAGAUGAAGCAGCAGUUGUCCAGCCCUUCUGCUGUGGCUCAGGCAGAGAAGAAGAACAGACAGGCUCUGCUGACUUCUUCAGGUCAGGACCGGUCGACCGGACUGGAGGCUCAUAUGGUGUCUGCAAACUCCAGAUACAUCGAGGAGCAACAAGAGCAACAGCAGUUGAUCAUGCAGGAGCAGGACGAGCAGCUGGAGUUGGUGUCGGGCAGCAUCAGAGUCCUAAAAGACAUGUCAGGUCGCAUCGGGGACGAGCUCGAUGAGCAGGCUGUCAUGUUGGGGGAUUUCGGAGACGAGAUGGACCAGACGUCGUCCCGCAUGGACUCGGUCCUGAAGAAGCUGGAGAAGGUGUCUCACAUGACCAGCAGUCGCAGGCAGUGGUGUGCCAUCGGCGUGCUGGUCGCCAUCAUGAUCGUUGUCUUCAUCCUCUUCUUCGCUCUCUGAUCCCAGCGACCUCCGACCUCCCGGCUACGCUCAGCGACUCCUCCCCCGUUAGGACGGACAGGCGGUGCAGGAAGAGGAGCGCGUCUCCUCACUUUCUUCACACUGAGGAGGAACUGGUGACCUGCAGGGAGAAGUUGGGGCGUUGAUCCUCCUCUUCUCUGCGUUUAAUGAAAAACAAAAAAAAAAAACCCAAACAAAGUCCUGCCGACGUCUGCCGGCGCAGGAGCCAAACCCCAGCAGUGUUCUGUACUUCAUACUGAUGCAUUUAGGGUGUUUUUGGAAAUUAUGGUACUGAAUGGGAGGCUGCUGCUGUCGGGCUCAAAACACUAAUCUGCAUUCUCAAAUCAGGAUGCAUUCAAGAUCAUGUUAUGUCUGUUCCCACAAACUUCGGGGUUUUAAAGUAUCCAGUAACACUUUUUUAUGUUGAUAUUGAAGUAGAGAAACAGCAUUUGCACUUUUCGGCCGCAGUUUCCUUCCUCCAACAAACAACAAAACGCCGUCGUUUUGGUCACCGUUAGUCAUUGAAUGAAGCUGCACUCCACGAUGAACCGCAAACUCAGAACCUCCAGAAAAAUGUUUGUUUCACAAGUGCUUUGCAGACGGAGGGAAAGAUUGUGACGAUUUGUGGCUCAGCUUCCGGCCCAAAAAGAAAGUGAUUUUGGGACGUUAAGUACGGAUUUAUUAAUCCAGAAAAUGCAGUUAUUUGUGUUUUAAGCUCACAGGAGCAGCGUGGGAGGCAGGAGAUGAGGAUGGGGAGAGUUUCAGUGUUGCCUUAAAUAUAUUUUUAUAUUGUGAAAUGUGCAGUAAGUUCCUGUGCCUACAUGUUAAUCAGGGUGGGAAGUCAACAAAUCGCACUAGUCGUGGGCCCAGUGGGCAGCUGUGGUCUGCAGGCUUUCCUUCCGCUUCUCUUCCUUCCUCUGUGACGUCAGCUGCUGUGUUGUUUCUGGUCACAAACAAACAAACAAACAGCACGUAGACCCGAAGCAGACUCGACACGAGGCUGCCCAUCGCUGAGACUUGAUGCCGGUUUCGCUCUGCUGCUCACUUUGUCCGAAAUGACUCCCGGCCGUCGCGGUUCAUCUGCCGCCCUGAUUGUGAUCCGUGUCGGCGAGGUGAAGUCGGGGCUGCAGCCGGCCGCCUUCGCGCCCCGCGGGAGGGUCAGCGCACAAUUGGCUGACGCCUUUGUUCCUCGCGCUGGGUGAUGACGGGGAGCCGUGGCUCAGGGCGAAUGGGUUUGUCUGGUUUAUUGAAAAGCUUCAGCCGAUGAGAGGAUGAACAGUUGCUGGGCAGGAUGUGUCUGCACGCAGCGCAGCUUUGGGCUUCCAGCGCCCUCUGCUGGAGGCGGGCGGUCGUGUUGUUUCUUUGUGUCAUGUCAGGUAACACCGCCCACGCCAGGGUGUGUUGCAGCGCUGUAGAAAUACACACACACACACACCACGAUGCUUUAAGUUUGUGUAUAAAUGGACGUGAUUCCCGUACUUACCCCGACUCACCCUUGAUUUCUCAGUCCCGUGUCGUCCACAUUUCUCCUCACGUCGCUCUUUGUCCCCCAGCUGCAGAGAAAACGAGGCAUGCGGUAGUUACGUGAGGUUUCUCCGGACUCCAGAAGGAGUCAGAGGUCAGAUGGACAGGACUUAGUGCAGUUUAAUGCGGUUCGGGGACGUCCGGUCCCCGUCACAGCUCGGCUCGUCGUAUCCGCUCAGUAGUUCACGCGUGCUUUUGCAUAUGCAAGCCCUCAUUGCCCAAAUGCUUCAGUGGGGGGAAUGAAGUGAAUGCCUGGAAAAUGGCUGCAAGCAUAAUUGAAGCACUCAUGUGGUUUCCACUCCGGUGAUGAGUCAGUGGGAAACACGCGAGAGCGAGAGGCCCGUGAAGGUAAAAGCACCUGGAAACCCCGGAGGAUCCUCACAGAAGCUUUUGAUUUGUGUGUGUGUGUGUUUGAGUUUGUAUCACGAUACUGUAACAUCACUUCUGUGUGGAAGAGUCUUAAAGUGGGUCUGCUGCGCUUUGGGUCUUUAUCAGAUCUGGUCUUAAGUUAAGACUCGUUUCAGGUUUUCUCUCCGAGCUGAUUCUUUUGUUGCGUCGACGCGGUGAAAUCACGCACAUUACGAGCACAUGCGUCAAAACUCUUUGGUACGUUUUUCACAUCAUCUUGACCUGCUGCUGCUUCUUCUUCUGUCAAUUUAUUUUUAAAGCAUCAAAGCUUUACAAUUUUAUUUCGAUUUUUGGUAAUAAAUAAAUAAAUAAGCAAACCUUCAUAGUAUUAACUGUGGAGAAUUGACUUUGACCUGCAACUGAUGAACGGUUUCAUUUUUGAUUGAUCUGAAUGACUGAAAUGAUAUAUCGAUUAGCAUUACUUUCGAUCAAUUAAUCCAAUAACUGUUGCAGCUCUUAGACUCCAAACGUGAAAGGCACGCGAUCCUGCUGCCUCGGGUUUCUCAGCCAAAUAAUGAAACCACAACACACAGUGAAGCAGUGUGGGAUCAUGGGAGUUGUGGUCUUAAGCGGAAGCGUUCACGCACGAGCUGAAGUUCUAAAGUUUUACGCACGACUUCCUUUACAGUCACAGCAGCAAGUGACAAACGAGACGCACCGAUAGCCGGAAGCGACGGACUUCGCUGUGUUGGAUUGGUCGUUUCCUUUUAAAGAGACAUUUUAAUUCAGUAAUGCCACAUAUUAAAGUGCCAAUGAUCAGCUGACGAACCAGUUCUGGGAGGACACAAAACUGGUUGCCAUGGUGACCUUCAAUGCCCAGCAGCACACGCGUGUCUGCAGUGUGUCCUGCUCCACUGAAAUAAAAAUCACUCGUCGCUUUUUAUUUCACUGCUUUAAUUCCAGGGAUUUACUUUGAAACGUAAACGUCACACGGCGCCUGUCGUUGCUUUGACAAAAACAAGACGUUAUGAUAAUUCAAAGUGUUCACUGAGGUUUUAACUUGCAUUAAACUUCUUCCACGAGA